Messenger RNA from Rhizophagus irregularis DAOM 181602=DAOM 197198, 781 nucleotides. RefSeq lists its product as uncharacterized. The record is from RefSeq and is a predicted model, not a curated record. Gene Ontology annotation, molecular function: protein binding. Lineage: Eukaryota; Fungi; Glomeromycota; Glomeromycetes; Glomerales; Glomeraceae.
AUUUGAUUCAAUAGAUUUACGAAUAAACUACAUAUAUCGUCAGUUUGUUUUUAUUGUAUCUUAGAUCAUUCUCAUUAUGACUCAAAUCACAAAAUUAAAUAAUCCUCAACCGUCUAUUCCAAAUUAUCUACGAGAUACUUGGAUAGAUAAGCAUAAUAAAACUUCCCAUAAACCCAUACAAUUACCUACGCACUGGAAUCCUAGCGAGUGUUCGCCUAAUUUGAAGAUUCAAGAUGGUCUUCAACUUUUAUACAUAGGACUUGGAAGAAAUAUUUGGGAUACUGGAGCUGUGAGAGCUAAUUGUCCUAUUCCUUGUGAAGCUGGAAUAUAUUAUUUUGAAAUGGAGGUUAUCGAUAUGGGUGAACGAGGGAAUAUCGGUUUGGGAUUUGGAAAGAAAAGUUGUCCUCUCACUAGAAUGCCAGGAUGGGAAAAAGAUUCGAUAGGAUAUCAUGGUGAUGAUGGAUUGGUCUUCUUUGAAAGCCCGGUUGGCAGAGAAUAUGGUGCUUUAUAUUCAACUGGGGAUACGGCUGGAUGUGGGGUUAAUUUCUUAAAUGGGACCGUAUUUUUUACAAAGAAUGGAAUUCACUUAGGUAUUGCAUCAACACAUAUAUUUGAUGGAGAUAUAUAUCCAACUGUUGGAUUAAUAAGUCCUAAUGAAUGUGUAGAAAUGAAUUUUGGACUGAAGCCCUUUAAAUUUGAUAUUGAUCAAUAUGCAAAGCAUGCAUUUACUGAUGCUGAAAAUCAAAAAAGCAAGAUAAAGAAAGAUUCUUGAACUAAAAAA